AUGUCCACCAUGUCCACCACAAAGCCCUACCAAUGGAUCUGUCUCCGCGAUCUCAAACCAACUCGCAACACCACCGUCACAACCACGCACCAUCGCCAACUCUCCUCAACAUCAACCCAACCACCACCCACCUCCCCAUCCCACGAAACCCGCGAAGCCGAAACCAAAGCCUACCUCGCCCAAACCGACACCCACCUCCUCCAAAAAGCCAAAGCCGACCUGAAAGCCCUAACACAAACCAUAAAAGCCUACACGUCCGUGCCCCUACCGCGCUUCCACCCCCCGACCCCCUCCCCAUACCCCUACAUCAGACUCACGCGCCGCAUGACAAACCGCUACAAAGGUGUCUACAACCUCAUCCCCACGAGCACCUUCUACCGCGAACUCCUAUCCACACAGGCGAAAUUUGUUAAGAUUUCGGAAACUAUUAUGCAGCAUUUGGAGGAUCUGGAACGGCUGCCGUACCCGGAAGAUGAGGAUUUGAAGAGUUGGAGGGAGAGUAUCACGAGUGGGGAGUUUGGGAAGGAAGCCAAGGAGGAAGCUUUGGAGGAGUUGGAUCGGGUGGAGAUGGCGUAUCGGGGACGGUUGGAGUCGUAUGUUGACAAGUUGAAAGAGGAAGUGGAGGCGGUGGGACGGUAUCAGGAGGCGAUGGAGUUGGAGAAGACGAGGAUAGAGGUCAAGGAUCUGAGGUUUGAGGGAAGAGGGGACGCGGGGAAGAAGCAGUCGACGGCGCCUCAGGAGGGCUGGCGUUCUGCAACGACAAAGGUGGCGCAGAAAGAAAGUGGACAGCAAAAGCAAGAGCAAGAAUCCAUAUCGGAAACACAGCUCAAGAAGAAACCUAGCCUGUUGGAGUUGCAGAAAAGGGUGGACAGUAAGAUAGGAACAGGCUGA
Molecule: messenger RNA, 891 nt
Organism: Lecanosticta acicola
Lineage: Eukaryota; Fungi; Ascomycota; Dothideomycetes; Mycosphaerellales; Mycosphaerellaceae
Source: the annotation of a GenBank genome assembly